AGACAAAGUUAUUUUCGAACAUCUUUGUCUGUCAUAUUCAGUCAAGAAAGUUUUUUUACUAUUCAGAAGUCUGUGAACAAUGUCACAAGAUAAAGUCAGGGAAGUGAACGCGUUAUUGAUCUGAGAGAAUAAUAUUGAUGUAGCGCGUGACCCGAUACGUAUAUACAGUAACUGCACAGUGUUGUCAGGGCUGAAAUUAACAAAUAUAAUUCGAGUUGAUAAUUUGAUGACACUUAAAACAAAGGCUACUCUUCCAAUCGGUAAUGCGAUCUCUUUGAAAUCCAGUGUUACUCUUCAGGGGGCGGAAAGACUAUUUGCAAAAAUGAAAGGUGAUAUCUCUCGAAGAGCAAUACAUUUGGUUUGGUUUUGUUUGAAUUGGGCAGAUUUGUUACUCGUCGUGAGUAGUCUGUCAACCCAGCAGAUGAGACUUGUCGCUUUGACUUGUAAUCGUACACCAAACAUGUUUGGGCAAUGACAGACACAUGUCUUAUUUUGGUGACCAAAAGAUAAUAUGACAUGAUGAAAUUCAUAAGAAAAUCGUGAGUUGCACGGGUUCGAAUUACCGUACAAACGCCACGUUGGACGUUAAAACCUACUGCGGUAACGACAAAUGUCGCUUGUAUAUGUCGUUCGCUUUGUAUGAAGGUUCAUUCGACGACGCUCACAAGACAACACAGAUUGUUAGAAGGCAAUGCGAGAAAUACCAGUUGACUGGGAAUCCGUCACUGCAAUAUAGGCUCACAACAUGGAAUCUGUGGAAAUUCCCAUUAAAAGAAGGAGAUUUGUGACACCAAGAGAGACUGAUGAAGAAUGUGCAGAAGAGACAAUUGAAGGGCAUGCUGUUGUACAUUUGGAUGCAAACAUUUUGCACAGGAUCAAGCAAGAGCCAGUAGAUUAUAAUGAAACACCAGAAUAUACUUGCGUCACGUUUCAACAGGACAGUGAAAAUUCCUUAGAGGAACUGUUGCCGAAACAUUCUACCUCAGAUGAAGGUAAUUUACAAAUACAAACAACAAGCGGUGACCAAGGCGAUGAGAUUUGUUCUGUCCCACGGGAGAAUCAGGAAUCACCUGAGGGAGAAGACCAAAGUGAUUUAACUGAAGUGUCAGCAUCUCUGAAAUCUGCGUCUUCCGUCACAGACACAUCAGGAGUUCGUAGGAGUUCGCGCCAGCGCCAUUUAGUACAACGACUAUCAUCUCAACACAAAGGGAAGGCAUCUACCGACUUUCAAACACAGAGCCCUGAAGCACAACCAGUUAGCAACCAGAAGAACCUAUUAAGGACUGUUCACAGACGAGAUACGAGCAGUACCAGUCAACGUGUCUUUCCAAACGAGUUGUCUGAUCAAGGACGAUUAGGCGCAACACAAACUUAUGAUAUAAUAAGCGAUGAAAGUGAUUUCUUCAAACGACGAUUUCGCAAGAUGUUGAAAGACUUGGUGGCAAAACGCAUGCUAAAACUACAGCAAUCAGCAGUUUACAGUGGAACUGUAUCAGCUUUAAGGCGGAAAGUGGCGAUUCUUGAACGAAGAAACAUGCAGUUGGAGGAUAAAGCUGAUAGACUUCAGACAUCCAUUAUGAAUCUCUACAGCGAGAGAGAGAACAGGACGGCUACGACUGUAUCACGAGGCACUCAAGUCUCUAUGGGAAUGAUUCUGAGUCGGGCUUGGACGGCUAGUCACGGCGCAGAGAAGCCUGUGACAACUGCUUCAGAAGAACGGAGACCGUCAUGCGGUUCUGAGGACGGACCAGUCAUAGUAAAAGUUUGUGGUGCAUCUUCCAACGUUCAACCUACGCAAAACCCGCCAGCAGUUUUUCACAAUACAUGGCAGCAACCAAUGACAUCAUUUCCUUCUUCACAAAGGAGCCAAGCUAACGCCUCGCUCCCCAAAAUACAGUAUGUUACUUCCGGAGAUGGCUUAGUACCUAGAACGCCUUAUCACCAUCCACCUGUACACUGUCGCGAGACAUUUAUACUUCCAGAGCAUCGAUUUCUUGGCCACAGGUCAAAUGGAAUGCCCAUUUCUCAAGGAAACAAAGCCGGGUCUUUGCAAGCCACAACCAUACCCAUACAAAGCUCAGUGACAAGCAAUAUAGCAAUGAAUUGUGCCGCUGCUAACAAUGUAGGAAAGCAAGGCCAACUGUCGGGCGUGGCAGUACCCUGUUCAGGCAGUGUUCCUGUGUGCAUACAAAAAACUAGUACCGGGCCGAUACAUCGCAUCGCCACCGUCCGACCUCAGCAAGUACUUCCUUCCACUUCGAUUAUUCCUGUUAGUCAAACUGCUGUCCAGCAAACGACUCAAGUACCACAACCUCCUCAUGUUCAGCCUGCGCCUUCAAAUCAUCCGAGACCAGGUGAUCGGAACACUCAGUCAACUUAUCAGGCAUCUCGCCACGUUCCACCACAAAAUAACGAAAAUGACUCACCAACAGCAAGACUGGUACUUAUGUACAGUCAGAGUGGAAAUACUCUCACUACUUCGAAGCAAAGUGGCGUUAGAAGCGACCAGCUAGUCGCGUUUCGAGACCAAUGUCCUGAGACGGUUGCACAGAUUACCCAAGAAGACCAGGCUCAGACCAAAGAAGGCGACCCCAAGCCAGAAAAUACACCGCCUGCAAACAGUCCAUCCUCCCAGUAUCGCAUCCGAGGUUUUCACGAAAUGCUACCCGAUUCGUACCCCAACGUGAAACAUAACUGCAGAGCUAAGGCAGAUUCAGUCCCAGCUUUAGGACGGAAACAACGUUCGCAAUCCACAGGUGAGACUGCUUCGAAAUCAAGUGAGCUUCACACUAGCCAGGAAGUUACAGCACCUAGACGGCGAAGACCCCCUCUGGGUUGUCCAUGUUGUUCCCCAGAUACCAGCAAAAGAAACACAGCUGGAAGCCAAAAUUCAGAGAAAAGGCAAGGUAACAUUUCGCCAACGCAUGUAUGUCGGCAGCAACAAAGUCAUAGUCAGUUAGGACACGACAAGGAUCAAUUGAUGGUGCCUGCUGAUAUAACACGUGCUAAUGCUCAGGGAGUUGCAACUCAGUCAGCUUUAUCCUCCGCUUUUUCACAACAACAGUGUCUUCCAGUCACGCAACCAUCACUUAACUCUCAGCAUUCUAUUUCAACUGCAGCAUCUGCCAAUCAAACAGCUUCAACGACUUCAAAUUAUCAGUACCAUCAGAAUCUCUCCAAAGGUCAACUGAACUUUCCAACAUCUGCCCAACAAUCACUCCAAACCGGAAACACACACCCAGUAGCUCCUGAAAAUGCAUAUCUCAAACAAUCGUUUGAAGUGCCGCGACCUGUACAGCCCACGCAGUUAGUGCCACAACAAACGGGAGCACAGAACAGUCCCGCCCCAGUGAGAAAAUCGUUAGAUCGACCAGUUUCUUUUCGUCAGCAAGAAACUAGAGGGUUCCCUAACCAAAUGGCACAAGCCGGUUUUCAUCAUCAGCGACGUGGUCAUCCUCCCCAGACUCAAAUAUAUUACAAUCCAAACGAGCAGAUUGCUCCACAUAAAAAAGACUAUAGUACCGUAGGUAUUCAGGGAUACAUUCAUCAUCAACAACAACACCACCAACAUCAGCAUCAGCAACGACAACAGCAACAGCAACAACUUCAACCACUGCAGCAACUUUUACCUCAGCAGCCACAACAAUUACCACUUCCAAUACCACCACCACCACAACAACUACAACAACAACCACAUCAACAACAACAACAACCGCAACCACAACAGCAAAGACAACAGCAAUACCAACUACCACAGCACUACCAACAACCACAGCAUUACCAACAAUACCAACAGCAACUGCAACCUUCCUGGUUAACGCAGUAUCAGCAAAGAGCAGGUUACUUGCAGCCUCCAGCGGCACCAAAUCAGCUCCAACAAACCAUGAUAUACCCCAAAUCACAUUUAAGUACACAACCACUCUGGCAAUAUAACCGUCAAUUUACAGUGCCAAAUAUGAAUCCUAAUGGGAUGCUUGUUCCUGGACAAUCUGUCCGUUUUAAUAAUACGACGAAUGCCAAAAAUUACCACUCUGUACAAGCUCCUCCUAGUCAAACACAGCCCACUACACCAUUUGAGUGUCCUCCUCAAAGUAUGAGAGAUGGUACCUAUUAUCACCAGGAGAUGCAAACACAGGCUUAUCAAAAUCAAAGAGACGUCCCCAUCUCUUCAGGACAAGUUAGCCAGCAGCACUUACGCCAUAACCAAAUGGUAGACGCCUCACCAAAUGGGUUGCAGUCCUCGCAGUUAGCUGUCCCUCUACGAAACAGCCCAAAUGCCAGUUUUUUAUUUUCCAAUCAGAGUCUGAUGAGGUUUUCUACUUCAUCCAUGCCAUCGACGCAAAAUGGUACUCAAGCAAAUUCUACAAACGUAGUGCGGAAGCUGUCAUCUUUGUCUGGUAGGGAGAAUGGACAUCCAGUUGUAAGAAGUGCUUCUCUGUCAAAUCCUACCACGCCUUCUUCAUCUAAAACAAUAACAGAUGACCGUUUUCCAGAAAGUCAGUGCGUAACUUCUUCGGCUAGCCAAUCCGAAACGAAUGACUACGCUCUUGCUCUAACAGUCAGGGGUGCGCAAAUGGGAUCUGUUCAAGAUUCUAAUUUGAAAAACGGUGGCAAAGUCACGCCUAAAGAAGAUGCUUCCUUGGUUUCAACUAUUUAUCAGGGAGGCAGUGGUUAUUUUCAGUCGUCCCCUUCUCAACCCUCAGCAGAGAGCACGCUCUCCCACAAUGCUAAUAACUCUGUCCGUUUACCAAUAUGUACAGAGAAAGAUAAUCAGUGCAACCAAACGUUGUCAAUCCCACACCAAGAUGAUUCCACUCACGUUUAUACACCGGAAGAUAGACUACACUCACAGGCCCGAGCCAUGAGUAGACUAGAAGAUCACGAGGAUGGCAAAGUUAGUAACCAUCUGGACUCUAUAAAACCUGUUCUUAGUGUAGAACAAAGUGACAAUGGAAUUAUUUUGUCAUGGGAUUUAAAAAACCGCGAAGACGAAUCAAAAGUUGUCAAGUAUGAACUAUAUGUGAUGUCCGUUGCCACCGAAGCGGGACGUUUGGCCAAUUGGGAAAGUUUGGGUAUCGUGGACGCUCUCGCUCUUCCUAUGGCAUGUACGAUGACUCAGUUUCUCCAAGGAGCCUCGUAUCAUUUUGCUGUUCGUGCUAUCACAGCAAAUGGCCAGUGUGAACUGUUUAGUGAUCCUUGCUCAAUCACCGUUAAUGGGUCACACUAACUGGUUUAUUUUUUGUGUACCUUACCGUAUGUUGAUUCGGGGUUUGAGAAUUAACUUCUUCCGUUUUUGUUUUGUUGCUUUCCUGUGGUCGACGGAAUUUCUACGGUGUACCGAAUUUAAGCACUGAGUGCUACCUGAGAGUGUUUAGCCAAUCAGAGCACGAUUUCAAAAGAAAGAUUCUGAAUUUGUUGAUGAUCUCACCAAUCGAGCAGUGCGAUUGUGAGCAAUUAAUAGAGAUAAUUUUUAUCGGCUGUUAAAUAAGUCCAAAUUUCUUUGACUUUAACAGCGCGACAAGUGAGCGACAAAAGUAUUAAAUUUCAUUUAAUACCAGCGCGUAGAAAACAACUCCCAGCAAUAAUGCUAUGAUUUAAAACAAAUUAUUCCCAAAACGAUUCAAAAUUUUGAUCAAGUUACCAAAACAAACUCGACCCUCAGACGCAAAACCUGUCGACCAGAACAUAAUUUUGAAUCAACCCGCCAGCUCGGCCAAGUGUAGGAAACAGAAUUGUGAACCAGUCUAGCGACCACAGUGAUUGCGAACACAAUGUGGAUUUCCCGACUCUUAAGUCAGCGUUAGAAAUAAUUUUUAACCCAGUGGUAGAUGUUAUCUCGACACCAGCAACAGACCAGAGCUGUGAUUGGUUGAAACUUUCAGGUGGCCAGAUUGAAGAUGUUGCACCGAAAUUUAGAUUCACGCUUUCGGAUAAAAACGCCCGGGAAAUUCAUAAUUAUUGCAAGCUAAAGAUCAAUUUCUGUCUGCCCUUAUUAUCUUUGGAAAAACAAAUGACUGGCUUCAAUGUUUUAACUCAGCCCUGUAUUGAAGCCACCAUGACGUCAAUCCAGAUGAUCCCAGAUAUCCAUUCGCGCCGAACUAACCGACGUUAAUUAUUCGAGAGUUGGAAAUUCAAUUUGGAAUAGAGCAAUGGAAAGCAAUAGAUGCUGGAAGGAGGCAUCGACUUAGUCCUUGAUCGUUUUGUUGACUGUUGCGUAUGGUUGUAGCGAGCACAAUUAUCUUUUGUUUCUGAAGGCGAAUUUGUCUAGUUUUGUUACUACAGUAUAGAAGGAAAUUCUCAUGUUUACCGUAAGGGAGCAGUUGAGUCAAUAUUUUGUUCUUUCCCCAGAACUGCUCUACUUGUAUGUAAAUAAAGAUUCUUGUCUUCGUUCGACAGAUUGCAUAAGGUGCAGGAGUCUCCUAUCAUUUGUCUGUCUCUUUAAUAACAGAGUGGUUAUCGAUUGCGUGAAGCCCUCCAGAAGAAAAAAAAAAACAAAAAAAACCUAUAUAUUAAAUGGUAAUCAGACGAAAUCGUCCCAGCGAAAUAGCUUUAUCUUACCAUAUGUCAGUCAAUUGAUCGAAUAUCGAAUGCCACGAUACUUAAAGGCACUUUUAGCUGAUUUGUCUCAAGAACAUGGAGGUUAUUUUUUUUUCGCCAUAAUAUAAUCUUAUUAAUUCCAAAUUGUAGGUAUAUACAACAGCUAUGGAAUCACCAAAAACCUAUAUCUAUGCCUUUCUGUGUCUGUAAAAACGGGCGGCCGUCGCAGAGGUAUUUGAACUCUGAUUUUAAACGCCUUUUUUCUGUUUUCUUUUCAGAAUUCACUUGAAUGAGGAUUUGCAUUUUUUUCGCUGGUGAAGUGUCUUAGUCAACGUCACAGGUCUCGUUGAUCUGGAAUUGUAAUGUAAUUUUUUUUUUCCCGCGGCGUUUCUUGACUACCUUUGAUCAUCAUUUACUCAAACUAAUUAUCUUGUCUAGGGGGGCGUGUACUAUAUUAAGACAAUAAGACCAAGGAGAAAAACAUUAAGGAAAACGGUGUGGUUAUGGCUAAUCACCUGCACGCGUGCUCAGAAUCGACCUAUCCAAUGUGUUUAGCACCAACGGGCAGAUGUUUUUAACUAAUGGCUCUUUUGACCAUUGUAGUUUAACGUUUGAUUGAUCUGACGUUUGAGCUCGUCUUUGAUGCAACGAUUGCAUUAUCUGUGCAAGGAAACCGCCAUUGUAGCCGUUGUAUGUGUAGUAUAUGAGCUGUGUGUGUUUGUCUUACCACAGAAACCUUUCCAUUACUAAAAAUUAAUUGUAUCAAUUUAUUUCCAGAGUUUAUGACUUUGUAUGCUUUUGCCAUACCCCGUUGUUACUGUCGUAAUAGGUGGAAACAUCUCCGCCAAAUACCAGAUUCUUUUAUGUAAUGAAUAAUCAUCGAGCAGCUGCAUUUUAGGCAGUCAAUACUGGAAACUAAGUAUUUUCCAACAACAGAAGGAAAAACGAUUGCCGGUCUGAUCGUCAACCUGUUUGGUCUUUGUGCCAGUGCAACCGCCGUCUGAAAAAUAGAUGAAAUUGUCACUUGUACUUUAAGUUUCCAAAGUGCCGACAUGAUACAUCUACAGCUUUUUGGCGACAAGAGUUUGCCGCAAGAAUAAUUGGAUAUCAAACCAGCCUAUUAGUAUUCCGACCAUCUUUGUAAGCACCAAAUCUUAGUUUUUUUUAUUGCGCUCAAGCCACAAUGAUCAAUGAUUAAUAGACCGUCUUGAAGCCAAAAUCGACGACAACAUCUCCAAGGAAAAGUAAAAAAUAAAAAUAAAUUCCCGUAACUAGCACGCUCACCGCACUAUAUCAAUUGCCUAUUUUUCCGAUUUUCGAGUUCGAAAAUAGCUUUUGGCACUUCCAUUGUUUUUCAUUUGCGCGUUUUUUACUCAGAAGUGAAAUUUGAGGUUUGCAAUAUUAUUAUUCCAUCAGUCAAUCAGCACCGCUAAACAAAUCUCGCAGGUAUUGUACGAACCAGUUCUUUCAUUUUCCUCGUUGCUUUUGUUUCUGAAAAAACGCUGAAAUACAAAACUACAAAAAAAAGCACAUUUUGAUAUGGAAAUUUCUGGUCAAUUUAGAUUUUUCAGAAAUUAAGAGUUGACAUAACUUGAGCUUUUUUACGCAAUUCUAAAUUCGCGUCAAAAGGUAACAGUGUUUUAAACAUAGACGAGGAAUUAUUCCAAGCAAUCUGUAGAUUAACACCAGCUGGCAAUUCGCUGUCCGCCUUUUCUAACGCAACCUCGUCGAUCUUGACUUGAACUAGCCAAAAAAAAAAAAA
Molecule: messenger RNA, 8299 nt
Organism: Orbicella faveolata
Lineage: Eukaryota; Metazoa; Cnidaria; Anthozoa; Scleractinia; Merulinidae
Biological process (GO): regulation of DNA-templated transcription
Cellular component (GO): transcription regulator complex; nucleus
Molecular function (GO): protein binding; transcription coregulator activity
Source: RefSeq, a predicted model, not a curated record